Capronia epimyces CBS 606.96 is the source of this 900-nucleotide messenger RNA. Its product is annotated as tRNA (guanine-N(7)-)-methyltransferase. Bases 1 to 900 code for a protein of 299 amino acids. The transcript is spliced from 3 exons. Gene Ontology annotation, biological process: RNA (guanine-N7)-methylation; tRNA methylation. Gene Ontology annotation, molecular function: tRNA (guanine(46)-N7)-methyltransferase activity. Gene Ontology annotation, cellular component: tRNA methyltransferase complex. NCBI's taxonomy places the organism in Eukaryota, Fungi, Ascomycota, Eurotiomycetes, Chaetothyriales, Herpotrichiellaceae. The record is from RefSeq and is a predicted model, not a curated record.
AUGCCCGGGGCUCCAAAUAAGCGCCAGAAGCGGGAAGAGUACAGAAAGGCCCACGCGAACUUGAAAGCUGGCGGCGACACCUCCGCUACUGGCGGCAAGAUCGAGCUGCCGAAGAAAAAGUUCUACAGACAACGCGCCCAUGCAAACCCCUUUUCAGACCAUGUCUUGACCUACCCUGCUAGUCCCGCAGACAUGGACUGGUCGACACACUAUCCUGCGUUUGUGAAGUCGAAAUCCGAAGGAGAAGACGGCGGACCGAGUGUCAUGGGCAAAGAUAUCGAGAUUGCAGAUAUAGGCUGCGGGUUUGGCGGCCUCCUCAUCGCACUGUCGCCCAUCUAUCCCGACUCUCUGAUCCUCGGAAUGGAACUGCGGUUUCAAGUGACCGACUACGUGGUCAACAGAAUUGCCGCGCUGCGGGCACAAAAUCAGGACAAGGCUCAGUCUACCGUGGACGGACCGGGACCGUCUCUCUACCAGAACAUUUCCGCUCUCCGCACCAACACCAUGAAGUUCCUGCCCAAUUAUUUUCGACGCGGACAGCUGUCGAAGAUCUUUCUAUGCUUCCCUGACCCUCAUUUCAAGCAGAGAAAGCACAAGGCCCGCAUUGUGUCUGCCCAGCUCAACGCCGAAUAUGCGUACGUCCUGAGACCGGCUGGUCUGGUCUACACGAUCACCGAUGUUGAAGAACUGCAUCAUUGGAUGGUCAGGCAUUUCGACGGGGAGGAGGCUGGAGAUGCCCAGGAACUGUGGGAACGGGUGACGCAGGAAGAACUCGACCGAGACCCCUGCGUCAAAGCCAUGAGUCAAGAAACCGAGGAGUCCAAGAAGGUCACGAGGAAUGGAGGGCAGAAGUACAUCGCCGUCUUCAGGAGAAAGGAGAACCCUGAAUGGCCGGGCUGA